Molecule: messenger RNA, 1101 nt
Organism: Penicillium cinerascens
Lineage: Eukaryota; Fungi; Ascomycota; Eurotiomycetes; Eurotiales; Aspergillaceae
Exons: 3
Coding region: 1-1101 (366 amino acids)
Biological process (GO): transmembrane transport
Cellular component (GO): membrane
Molecular function (GO): transmembrane transporter activity
Source: RefSeq, a predicted model, not a curated record
AUGGUCGGAUUUGCCACGUAUCAAUUAGAGCGAACCAAUAUCUCCAGCGCACUGACGGGUGGGUUAGCCACCGCGAUAUCAGUCAAUGAGGACACGAUAAACCUCGGUAACCAACUCAUGUUCCUGGGCGUUAUCAUACUGGAGAUCCCUUCUAAUAUAAUUUUACACGUGAUUGGCCCUCGGCGGUGGAUUGGUGGUCAGGUUUUUAUCUUUGGCCUGGUUGCUGCCCUACAAGUUUUUAUUCGGGACAAGGCCGGAUUUCUUACAACAAGAACCAUUUUGGGUCUUGCAGAAGCGGGGUACAUUCCAGGGGCCAUGUUCACCUUGUCAACAUGGUACACGAAAGAUGAGAUAACUAAACGCAUUGCGAUUUUCUUCUUCGGGAUGUUUGGUGGCACGGCCGUUUCGCCAUUGCUCGGCGCGGCGUUGUUGAGAUUAGACGGCAAGGGCAGUCUUACUGGCUGGCAAUGGAUAUUUCUGGGUAAUGAUAUCCUUGAUCAAUUUGGCGCUAACUUUGAACUCGUAGUUGAAGGGAUUUGGUCCGUUACAGUCUCUCUGGUUUUGAUGUUUUUCCUCCCGGAAAGAGAUACAUUGAAAUCAACAUUGGAAAUUGACGAGCACCUGGAAAACGAAUCCCGGGCCAAAGAAGCUACUGCUCGAAAAAUCCCUAUCAAAACCGUAUGGAAAACACUCACCAAUUUCCACAAAUGGCCGCACUUUGUCGCAACAGCUUGCAUCUUUUCGACGUGGAGUCCUUUGACAAUUUAUACUCCCAGCAUCCUUCUGUCUUUGGGGUUCUCCCGGAUUGAGUCCAAUGCUUUGGCUUCUAUUGGAAGCUUCAUGACUUUGCCUGUUGUUUUUUUCUUCGCGUGGUUGAGUGAUAAGACUCAAAAGCGUGGUCUGAUGGUCAUGGUUGCCAGUACAACGUACUUCAUUUCGCUCAUCGCUUUGAAGUUAAUUCAACCACAUGUAGGCAGAUGGUCCAAGUUUGGACUUUGGACAACAGUCAAUAGCCUAGCCGUGGGUUACCAUCCUAUCCAUAAUGCGUGGAUACAAAUGAAUAGUCCAGAUCCUGAAGAGCGAAGUAUUUGCAUGGUGUGA